AUGCCGCCGCUACCGGGCGAGGAGCGUCUUUUGACAGUUUUUGCAGACAUUCAUUACUAUUUCGCGGCGCCAACUCGAAAGCCUCUCCAUCACCGUUUUGAUAAAGGUUCCUACUUGUAUAUCUACCAGGAUGCCUCUCAAAACAAAGCGCGAGUCGAGAUUGCCAAUAAUCCAGGAACACCGGAGCAAGAUGCAUUCCAUGGCGAUUUGCACAGUGUACAUAUCCAACACUCUACUCAAUUCCCGACCUUAUGCACCUUAACUGUUGAUGGAGUUAGUAACGCCCCUCAACUACAGCAUACAUCUCAGUACGAAUGGCGUCUGCCAAGCGGAGACCCUCGCAAUGAACGCCAUAGCCUGCUGCGUCUUCAUACCUUGGAUAUUUAUUUCUGGACAUUGGACGAUGCAAAUCAGUUCUUAGAUGCAGUCAGCUACGUACUCGAAGCUUCGCAGGUCGAGACGAAUCGCGCCAACACUAUUCCACAAUCAGACCAGCCGAUGAGUUCGGUGGUACAGCAACUGGAGAACGUAGCCGUCUCAGAUCCGGCAUAUCAGAACGGACAGACUCGCAACUCUCGAUCUGAUUUUGUGCCUGUUUCAGCACCGGCUUCGCAGUGUACCCCGCACGGCCCACCGGCCGAACAACAGGCAAAUAUUGGCCUGACUCUCGAGGCAAGGAAAGAGCCAGAGAAUUCUGCACCUCUGCCCUACAAUCCGGCCGCCCCAGCAGCACCAGAGCCGAUCAAGCAUCGCGAGAAGACUCCACCACCAGAAGACGGGACCGAGGGCACCGGUCUAAUGGCAGCCGUCGCUGCAGACCAUGGCAUCCCCUAUACACCCCCACAGCAAGUCGGAGAAGUACCAUCAUUUGGAUCCCCACCAAGCUCAACGCCCGGAUUACCAUACCCGAGUGCAUCAACCAUGGCUCCAACAGGCUAUGCAUCUCCUCCACCAAGCGCUGGCCUCCCAAGAUCAGCCACAUUCCCCCUCCAACAAACUCUCCCAAGCCCCGGUCUCCCAUCUUACAGUCAAGCCUAUCAAAGUGGACAAGCAUGGCCCGGCUCGCCGGGCGCAAUGUCUUUUGGUCCGCCGUCCCAAGAUCCAAAUGCUCAUCUGUAUGCACAGCAGGCAUACGGAUCUCCGCAGUCACCUCCUCAGCAAGUCCCGAUUGGCGGGUACUCGAACUACUCGUAUAAUCAUUCCGCAGCAAGUCACACACCUAGUGUCUCUGAAUAUGAUAUCCAUAGUCAGGUAUACAGACCUACUGAGGCCGAAGCAGGCUCACAUGGCCAAAAAUAUGCGGCACGGGCUAUGAAAGCGCCGGGGCAGCGGCCGAGGAAAUUGGAGGAUAACGCGGCAAAGUUGGAAAGUGGAGUGAAUAGAUUUUUGAAGAAGCUGGAGAAAAAACUGUAA
Penicillium maclennaniae is the source of this 1413-nucleotide messenger RNA. RefSeq lists its product as uncharacterized. The transcript is spliced from 3 exons. The record is from RefSeq and is a predicted model, not a curated record. The coding region runs from base 1 to 1413 and encodes 470 amino acids. Lineage: Eukaryota; Fungi; Ascomycota; Eurotiomycetes; Eurotiales; Aspergillaceae.